CCAAUGGCCUUCCCGUAACGCUUUACGAGAUCGUCGCCACCGAGUUCGCUUUCGUGCGGCGUCGCCGUCGAAUGGCUCGCCCUUGUCAAACAUCGGUGCAGUUGAAGUCUUGUGGAGUGCAUACUCCAAAAUUGCCGGCGCAGGUGUCGGUCUUCAUUCUGAAUCCCUAUCACAGGCAAAGCUGCGCAUGGAUCUGGAGCCCUAUGUCUGGAAUCACUUUGAAGAAAAGUAUUAUGCCCUGUUGCUUAACUUAGAGAGCAGUCCCGUUUUCUAUAACGACUGGAUCGAAAAGAUACAGAAGAUGGCAAAGGAUUGCAAAGCACUCUAUUUUGCAGUGCUGGCGAAUGCAGCAUCUCAUAUCUCUGCGAUGGAUGAUUCUUCGGGCAUGCAACAGCUUGCAAUACGUUAUUAUUCCAUAUCACUUGAAAAUCUUGCGCGGUCAAUUACAGCAGCAGGCAAAUCACAAGGCUACGAUACCGUGCUGAUGGUCGUCAUCUUCUUGUACCUCCAUGGCUGUAUAGGGCUUGGCACCUACGAGGACAUUCCUUGUCACCUAAACGCUGCCAUAAAAAUCAUCAAACUACAGUUCCUGAGGAGGCAAGACACUGUGAUCAGAGGUACGUUCGAUCGGCUAGCUGUUGAAAGCGUGCUCUAUCAAAUAUUUCUCGUCACGACCUCCUACUGGUCUAAGCAUUCAACUCUCCCGCGGUUCGAUUUUGACGAUAUGUUCUGGCUUGAUUGUGAAAAUCUACUAUCCAGAUCCACCAUGUUCCCCGGAUCCUCCACAAGUUGGAAUAGUCCAGUUUUAGGUGUUCCGAUCUCCCUUUUCAGACUCAACAUAAGAUUGAGGCAGAUGUAUGAUCAUCCGGAUUUGAACAAUGAUACGACGCUCGCACGCAUGAAGAAGGAUGUGACUGAAUGGGAAGAGAUUAUCGCGUCGACUGAGCCUGACGGAACAGACAAACAGACAAUUUGCGAUGAUGGAAUGCGCAUGUACGUUUUGGUUGCCUCCUUGCUUGUCGAAGAAUUAGCUCGCAAGAGCACGGCUGCAUCUUCACAGUCGGAUUCAGCCAACAAGUGGCAGCUGAAGUCACUUCUUGAUAUUGUCAGGCGCCGUGAAGCCGAUAAACGAUGGCAUCGAGCGUUUGUUGCCAACUGGCCACUCUAUACAGCCGGAUUCUUCGUCACUUCCGUCGAUGACAUGCGCCUCAUUCGUGCGGCGAUGGAAAAGAGGCGGGAGGCAAGCAAGGUAAACGUAAUUUCGCGACUGAAGACGGAUCUCGAAAGAACCUGGGCACAUCGCGGGCUCUCCUAG
Molecule: messenger RNA, 1315 nt
Organism: Verruconis gallopava
Lineage: Eukaryota; Fungi; Ascomycota; Dothideomycetes; Venturiales; Sympoventuriaceae
Exons: 2
Coding region: 188-1315 (375 amino acids)
Source: RefSeq, a predicted model, not a curated record